UAUAAGUUAGAAAACAAAAGCAAAGCAAAUCUGAUUGGUUGCUUUGAGCAACAUCUCCAGAAAUCUCUCCAUAUAUUUAUCUCCAACAUUAGUAAACAUGUCCCUUUGUGUCUUUAAUUUCGCAAAGCUUGAUGGGAGGAUGAUCUCUUAUUAUGAGGAAGCGUAGAUAUGCAUAGCAAUGACCCUGAUGAAGUUUGUUUGCAAAAUGAAGGUCAGUCAUCAAUGUGCUACUGGCUAAAGGAAUUAUAGCCUAUGUAUGUUGAACUGUAUACAUUGGGGUUUGCUGCAUAAGAAGUAUACAUAUGAUAAGCAAUCUAAAUGUGGAUGUAUAACAAGUGGGUGCACUUGAGGUUAAUAUAUACCAACCAGCGCUCAUGCGGACUAAUAAUGUGAACUGCAUAGAAGAUCUAAUCAUUUUCAAUGCUGGUUCAGCAAUAACACUGUUUUAGAGUUUUUAGGAGGGGAAUGUCCCUUGUUUAAUUAUUGCACUUAAGCUGUGAUUUUGCACUUUGGGGGUUGUUUUUAACGGAGAGAGUUUUUGAGCCUUUCUUUUGAGUUUUACAAAUAAAUGACAUUAAACGUGUGAUUUAAUAUUUGUGAGUGCCUGAUUAUCCUCCUUUUCCCUUUAGUUUUUGUAAUUAUUUUAGAGGUCAUUGCACCCCAAUACCUGGAUAUUGUUGUCUUACCUGUGCCAGUUAGAUUCUUUCAUAUAGUAUAUACUAAAUGAGCUCAGCUUUGUUGUUGCCAAAUCACAUUAAUUAGUUUUUUGAGGUCCGGCGUGGUGCAGAGAGAUUGUUGAAUUGCUAAUGUAGUGCCAUUAUUGAAACAGGGAUCUUGCGCUUAUCCUGAAUACUUUUGGUUAAAUAAUUGAUUUGUAUUUCCAGAUGUACACAUGUGUACAGUUUUUCAGUACAUUUUGUCUAGUAGAUCCACUGGCUAUAUAAGAUUUUGGUCUGUGGUCCAGGGCAUAGAGUGCCCAAAGCUUUUUUGUGUGUCAUUAUCCUUAGAAACAUGCGUAGUAGCAUUGAUAAUAAAAAUAAAAGCUAUCCGGUUAUCAGGUACUCCAAAUAUAUAACAUUUAUGACAGACAUAUGUCAAAGAAGGACUCAACCGGAGAUGAGCUCCGCUGUCAUAGAUUAAAUAGUUCUUAUUAUUACCCCUUAAUUAUAAGUGUAAGAUUUUCUCUUGUAUCCCUGCUCCCUUAUGUCUUUAACCGUGCUACAUAAAGAGACAAAAUGACUGGUCGAUUUAUUUAUACUUAUAAAAUAUUGUUUUGCAAUGCACAACAAGAUUUGAAUAUGCUUAUUCUUUUUUUUACAUUCAAUUUAAUAUGCAUACUUGUUUUAUUAUUUUUACAGACAACCAUACAAUUGAAAUAGAUAUAUUGGCUUUAACUGUGCACCUACAUUGCUAAUUUAUUGACUAAAAGUAUUAUUAUCACUGUUGUUUAUAUUAUUAAAUUUUUUUCAUUGAUGCCACCAGCUGCAAUUGCACUCCAGCCAUUAAAUACAUCUACAGUAUGUUUCAUACCACCCCCUGACUCUGCAGAAAGGUCAGUUAUUUUGGACUGGACACACCCAGUCACAGCAACAUAGCAAUGUUUCUUCUUCAAUGUCUUGAAAUAGCAGCCCCUUUUAGUUUGGAGUUUGCUUUCUACAGACAGCUAAAUAACAAGCAGCAUUUCGAUUUUCCUGAAAAAGAGACAAGAACAGGAAUAUUUUUUAUCUUCAAACAUAAUCUCCUCUGGGUUUUUAUACAUAUUGAUAAUCUGUUUAUCAAAUUAAAGGAGGAUGAAGCUAAGUAUUGGCAUAUUCUUUGGUGGGCUAUUUGGUGCACUGGGAAUUUUAAUCUAUUUGGUAGCAUUUGGAAGUGACUAUUGGCUUCUUGCCAAGGAAAUCGAGAAAUGCUCAGAAAACCAAGGAAUUGAUGGUAAUGCAACCCACUCAGUUAUCUUGCACCAUGAAGGCUUCUUCUGGAGAUGUUGGUUUAAUCAUGCUGAAGAAGAAAACUCAAACACCAUGGAGACUUUCUGGUUCACUAACCAAGCACCAACUAAGAACUGCACCCAUGCAUACCUCUCCCCAUUUCCACAGAACAGGGACAACAGUAACUCAACCUCCUAUCAUUCUGCGCUUGUAUACCGUGGCUUCUGGAACAUAUUCAUGCUUCUUGGUGUAGUAACAGCUGUAGCAGGGGGAUUCCUUAUUAUCUGUGCUGCUCCCUUCACAAACCAUAGGCUUUAUAAAGCAGGAGGGGGCCUAUUCCUAACAUCAGGAAUCCUCUUUGGACUGGUGGUUGUAAUGCACGUCUUUUGGGUACAGAGCAUAUCUGAUAUCAAAGGCUACAUGGAUACCAGACAACAAGAUUGCUCCCAGUUCACUGUAUUUGUUCGCUAUGGCUGGUCGUUCAUGUUGGCUCCAAUUGGAAUAUUCUUUGCUUUAUUUGCAGGAAUGCUUUUCCUGCUAGUUGGACAUACUAUACAAGUGCAUACGAACUAGCACAAAAAUAGAAAUUACUUCCCAGUAAUUUAUUUUCUAUAUCUGUCAAUCCAUAACAGGUUUUGUAUACAUUUUAAUCUUUUAUUAUGUCAACGUCAGACCAAAUGAUAGAAUUAGAAUGUGUUUAUUAUGUAUGAAAAUGUUUUAUAAAAGCAAGCAUAUAACUUAUUUUUUUCUGUUCUGCAAAACACACAACAUCUUUGGCAGAGAAAGAGAAUGGGUUGUAAGUGUAAUUUUAUCUGCUCAUGUGCUGUUUGCUGGUAUCUAUCAGUUUUGUUCCUGCCAUAACAUUCUAGUAAAUGUGCACUCCAGGCUGAAAAUAGAUUACAGUUGUUCAUCUGGUAUCCGCGCCAGCAAGGAUGAUUCACACGAAGAUUGCUUUCCUGUUGGAUUGUCUUUAGCACUCUCUGUUAUAUGUCUUAUACGUUUCCUAUAAUGGCACAUUCUUUGAUACACUACCAUUACUACUUCCGUUUAUAAUACUUCGGACUCAGUGUUAUCUUUUAACACUUUUAUUUCGAACUCAUUUCAUUCAUUUUGAUUUUAUUUAUUAUGACUGCAGUGUUUAAAAAAAUAAAUAUUACAAGAAUCAAAAA
This is a messenger RNA of Xenopus laevis (African clawed frog), 3094 nucleotides long. Its product is annotated as transmembrane protein 182. The coding region runs from base 1791 to 2498 and encodes 235 amino acids. The transcript is spliced from 5 exons. Lineage: Eukaryota; Metazoa; Chordata; Amphibia; Anura; Pipidae. The record is from RefSeq and is a predicted model, not a curated record.